ACCCAGUCUGUAUCAAAACGAGGCGUUGCGAUCAACAAAUAUGGCUGCCGUAGAUCAGAAUUCCAAUGCUGUCUUGCAAGGUUUAGCUCGGCACGUGAAUACUUUAGGCGAAGACAAUAAAUUAGCGCGAAGGAAGGCUCUAGAAAAUAUUAGAAAAGAUACUUUUUCAAGAAAACCACCAUUAGACCCAACGGAAAUUAAACCAAUUCUGAAUGAAAUAUUGAAACCUUUGUUGAAGGAAUUUUCAGAUCCAGUCGAAAAAUGCAGGGAGCUGUCAUUAGAUAUUUUACGAAGUUUCUUGAAGAGUGUGGAAAAACCAGAAGAAUACUUACCUUAUGUCAUCCCAGUUCUCGUACAAAGACUUGGGCAACCAGAAAUUACAGAGCCUUCAGAGGAACUUAGACUGAUACUUGUUGAAUUUCUUAAAGAAAUUCUAGAACGUUCUGAGAAAAAUAUUGCAAUUUAUGUGGAUGACAUGAUUAAAAUUUUGCAGCGUACUAUCAUAGAUCCUUUUGCAGAUGUAAAAAAGUUGGCAUGUCAGUGUACAUCAAUUUUGGCCAAGGCUGUUCCGGAACAUUUUCAUAUGCAAUCAGAAUCUCUAAUCAAACCUUUAUUACAAGCCAUUUCUCACCAGCACUCAAAAGUCAGAACAAUAGUAGUUUAUACUAUAGGGGAUGUCAUACAGUAUGGUAGUAACAAACCAGUGGACACAGUGGUAUCACACUUAGCUCAGCGAUUAUUUGAUCAAACCCCUGCUGUAAGAUUGGCAGUGAUUAAGGUUGUAGGUAACUGGUUAUUGGACCUUUGUGAUCGCUACUCGUUCUGGAACAAACUUAUUCCUCUACUUCUCACUGGUUUAUCGGAUGAACAGCCUUCUAUCAAGGAGACAGCUGACUCUCUCUGGCAUGAUGUUGGAUUAAAGUUUGCUAAUGAGAAUGAGGAUGAUCUGAAAGACAAGAUGGACUUUGCAAAAGCUGAUCCUAAACAUUACCCACCUGGAGUGGAAAGGCCAAAUCUUGGGUGCAGAACCUUGAUGAUGCGUCAUGUUUCAAGAAUAUUGCCGGGUUUGAUGCGCGAUGUGGUAGACUGGGUAACGGAAACUCGUAAGAAGUCUGCUGGCCUCUUGUACUAUCUUCUGCUGAACUGUGAGGAAUAUAUUACUCAGCAUAUGGAACUUCUCACAUCAGGAAUGUAUAAAGCAUGUGCAGAUGAGGAACAGUCUGUUGUUAAGGAUAUACAAAGAUCAGCUGAGCUUAUUGGCUACUUUGUCGAAGUUGAAGUUUGGAGUAAGUUGAUAUUGAAGAGUGUUAAAAGCUCUCAGCAUUUUACAUCAAUGAUGGUACUAUCCUCGGUUAUACAUGGAACAGCUAGAGACGAUUUGAAACCUUACAUACAGACAAUUCUUGACACUCUAACAAUACCAGAUGUCUGUCAGAGUGUUCAGGUAGCUGUUCAGGUACAGUUGCUGUCAUGUUUAGAGUCAUUGCUGACUGUAUCCAGUACAGAUAUUGCAGAAUCAUCAGAAUCAACCCAGUCCGUGUUCAAUCUACUACAUACCAUACUAGCCAUUCAACAAGGAGAACUUAUAAAAGAAAAGGUAUUUGAAUUAUUGGAUAAGUUAGCUACUUUGGAGGGUCUUGACAACAGGAAAAUGUUAUAUAAAACCCAUACAAAACCUCUGCUGGACAGUUUUCAUGAUACGUACCAAGUGUGGACAACACAUUCUGUGGAAAGACUCGUCUUUGAUGGUCUUAUAUUAGAAGCAGGUCCAGUAGUUGGAGAUAUAUUAGAAGAUGUGAUGCCAAUACUGACAGCUAACUUUCAUCCGGAUAAAGAUCCUGAAGUGCGUCUCAAAUUCUUCUCCCUCCUUUCUCAUCUUAUGAUGAACUGCAAGGACACUGUUGAUUCUGGCGAUAAAUUUGCUGACUUUGCAGAAAUUGUUGUUAGAGACAUGAUCCUGCCAAACUGUGUAUGGAAAGCUGGGCGUGUGGCCAGCGCAAUCAGAACCACAGCAGUGUCAUGUGCCUGGGCUCUCCUGCAGAGUGGAGUGCUCACCAAAGAAAAGCUUGAACCAAUAUUGGACAACUUCAUCACUCAGAUGUUAGCUAGUAUGGAUGAUGAUAAUAAGGGUACCAGGCUGGUUGCCUGCAGGGUCAUGACUCGAACAUUUGACCUUGCCGGUGGCAGUAUCAACCAGGAUCGACUACACAACAUGUACCUGGAGCUGUUGAAGAGACUGGAUGACAGCAGUGAUGAGAUUAGACUGAUGGUUUCUAAAACGUUCCUGGCAUAUCUAGACAGCUUUGAGCAGGCUUAUGAUGUUCAACUUUAUAGAGCUCACCUAGAAGCAAUGUUUAAAGGCUUGUUGGUGCACUUAGACGAUCCUGAUGAGAAAAUACAGGAGGCUAUCUUAGGUGUUCUAAAGAAAGCAGGAGGUUUACUGCCUGGCAUGCUCAUACAAGAAGUUGAGACAACAAAACAUAAACAUAGGUCGAAAAAAUAUUGUGAGGAACUAGUGGGCUAUUUACAGAAGUUGUCAACUCAAUCGUCAUAGCAUAUGAUGAGUCAUGGUUCAAUAUACUAUCAUCACACAAGAUCUGUCCAUUUCAUUUCAAUGAUUUAUGUAUAUGUGUAGUGUUUAUGUAGAAGUGAAUGAAGUGUGCUUGUGUAUUAUUGUAUUAAAGAUCUAUUUAUUACAAAAAUUGAUGCAGUAAAUUUGUUUUAAAAUUUCAAAGAGUGUAAAGAUACGAGUGACGAAAUAUGCUGUGUAAAUUUCCAUUGUUUUUAUAACACUAUGAUAGUUUCUUAAAGAAUUUUGACUUAGAGUGUCACUGUUAUUUAAUGUAACAGAUAUGACAAGUUAGUAGAGAAUAAAAUGUUAUAUUCCUAUGAUAAGAAAUGUUUUGCGAUGAUUCUGUGCAUGGGCUGCUUUUUCAAGGAAAUUUACAAACAUCAUGCUUUCAAUUUUGUUACUUUAUUUUUGUUCUUGUCAGGAUGCAAACAAUUAUUGUUAUGAAUACAAAAUACCCAAUAUAAUUCUGUUUUGUCAUGAAUUUUAAAGAUACAUUGUAUAUGUAUAUAAGGUAAUUUACACUGCUGGAACCAAAAGUGGUUAGCCUUUGCCACCAGUAUAGAGCUAGGCCAGCCUGUACAAACCAGACUCUAUAGUGUUGGUAGCUAAAAUUUAGUACUUUGUAAUCUCUUAAAAAUUGAAAUGGCCUGUUCCAUAUCCAGAGCAAAGCAAGCCCUGGACAAUUUCCUCGUAAAUAGAAUAAUGAAAAUCAUUUCCAUUUUGACCACGCUAUAACCCUCUUAUCAAAGGAAUUCAAAAUAUUACAACAUGUAAAUUUUUAUUUUUUGAUAUAAAAACAGUGCAAGAGAUUGUAUGAAUAUUGUAGAUGCUUUUCUGUAGAAGGAUGUGCUUGUCACUGCCAAAUAAGAGUUUGUUAUUGAAGAAUGUAAUAUAAAAUAUUUAUGUAAGAUUAAAUGUGUAUGAAAAAUCUAUAUCAAAACAUUA
Messenger RNA from Ruditapes philippinarum (Manila clam), 3517 nucleotides. RefSeq names its product dynein axonemal assembly factor 5-like. Gene Ontology annotation, biological process: outer dynein arm assembly; inner dynein arm assembly; cilium movement. Gene Ontology annotation, molecular function: dynein intermediate chain binding. Gene Ontology annotation, cellular component: cytoplasm. Lineage: Eukaryota; Metazoa; Mollusca; Bivalvia; Venerida; Veneridae. Bases 41 to 2554 code for a protein of 837 amino acids. The transcript has 10 exons. The record is from RefSeq and is a predicted model, not a curated record.